Klebsormidium nitens is the source of this 1308-nucleotide messenger RNA. The record is from the annotation of a GenBank genome assembly. Lineage: Eukaryota; Viridiplantae; Streptophyta; Klebsormidiophyceae; Klebsormidiales; Klebsormidiaceae.
UAUCGCGCAUAAGGCUACGCUACUACUAUGAUUAUAGAAGGCAGCUGUUUUAGCUGCACGCUACCGACUGGGGCUUGGGAAGCUGUUGCAUGAUGUUGCAAACCCUGCUUCGAGAUGCCUUGGCAACGUUGCCCUCGAUUCGAUUCUGAAGGAACGGGGUGCUUGUUUGAGCUUGAAACCUGAUUAGUUCAGAGGGGAAGCGGAUGAGUACGUCAGCAUGCCAAAACUUGCUCAAUCAACUUCAACUUAGUGCUAAGAAAGCAGCGAUUUGUUUUUGUUUGACAAGCCAAGAGGUACAGGGUUUUGAGCAUUGGCAAUAAGGCAACUAUGCCGAGCAUGGUGAUCAGCGCCAUGAAAUGGCUGGCCAAGCGGAGGAGCAUAGAGUACCUAGUGUUAGCCGUCUGGACAUUAGCGGGUUGUGCUAUAGCAACCGCAGUCUUUUCUACGUUGUACAACCAGGCAAUCCAUGUGGAGGACAGUGGAUUUAACUUGAGAUGCAUCAAUCGAGCACAGGUUCUCUCCUCGGACCUGGCUGCCCGCUAUGACCUAGCCAACAUGUACAGUGGUUUGAUCGCGACUCAGAGCAAGCUGACACAAGAAUCUUGGACCGACUUCAGCAACGCAGUCGCUGCAAUCCUUGACAACACUGUCACCGUAGCAUGGCUGAAAGUUGUGAAGAGCCCAGACCGCUUGGCCUUUGAAGAGGAGAUUGGGCAAAAGAUCUUCACCUUCGACUUCGAGACGAAGAUCAAGCACGAUGCGCUGGAAGCUGAGUUGUAUGUCGUCACGACGAUGCUCUCAAAUGUGGAGCAGAUGCCUAUCUACAUGGGGUACGACGUUCUCAACACCUCUCUUGGGGAGUCCAUCCGAAUGGCGAUCCUGUCUGGGCGCUACGUUGCUGGGCCACCGUACACGCCGAUGGCAGGCGGCCAGAAGGCGUCCACGUACUUCCCAUCGUAUGUGAAGGGGUUCAACAGCAGUGCGGCGACCCCCGAGGAACGGUGGGCCAAGGCCCAGGGAGUGAUCGUGGGAACGCUGCCCCCAGUGGUCGUGCAGCAGGAAGCAUUCGCGAAACUCGUGGACUACCAGGACAUCUUGGUGCGGGUUUAUGACGUCACUGGAGGGCUGUUAACGAACAGCAGUCUUUUAUACGCCACUGCCCAAGACAGCUUCGAGGACAACGUGCCAUGGAGUUGCGUGGUCGACUAUGUGCAAGGCGGGCGCAACUACGAAAUAAGAGAGAGUAACCUAUUUGGAGACGUGACAAGCGUCUCCAAAUGGGGUGGUGGGCAGCGACUGCAACAGUGA